This is a messenger RNA of Ylistrum balloti, 2902 nucleotides long. Its product is annotated as E3 ubiquitin-protein ligase ZNRF3-like. NCBI's taxonomy places the organism in Eukaryota, Metazoa, Mollusca, Bivalvia, Pectinida, Pectinidae. Gene Ontology annotation, biological process: ubiquitin-dependent protein catabolic process. The record is from RefSeq and is a predicted model, not a curated record. Gene Ontology annotation, molecular function: ubiquitin protein ligase activity. Bases 32 to 2728 code for a protein of 898 amino acids. The transcript has 10 exons.
ACCUGCGAAAUAUGCCGCGAAGAAGGAAGCGAUGUGUUUCACGAUGAAUGGAGAAGUACUGAUAUUCAGUCUUCUCUGCAUGUUGGUCAUGGGUAUUAAAGAAAAGGCUAUUUUGGAAAUAGUGUUACAUCGAGGCACUGAAAAUGGCGAGUACGCUAUCGAAACUGAGAGACUGUCUGGAUACUACACAUCUGCAGGGUCGACCGUCAGUGCUGAGGGGAAUGUUUUACAGCUCCAUCCCAUGAGUAUCUGCAAUGAAAACUUGAAUGAAAAACACCUCUAUGGUUGGGUUGGAGUGAUGAAGCUAGAGGCGUUGUUCUCAAGACCUUGUAUGUCUCUGUACCAACAGGCGAGGAAAGCUAUACACCGAGGGGCUACAGCCGUAGUGUUUGACAUCACAGAGGUACCCAGUGCAGCAAGCGAGCUAAAUUCUCGAACAGAAGACCAACUGGACCGUCCUGUCAUCGUGAUCCAUGGACUGGAGGCUGUGGAGCUAAUGCGUAUCAUUGAGCAGACAACAAACAAAGCUAGAGCCAGAAUUCGAUCCCAACACCAGCAACAACCUAUUGGACCUCCGAAAAGUACCAAAGAAUAUUUUGACAUGGGCAUUUUUGUCGCUGUGUUUUUCCUUUUCUGUAUCAUCUGUAUCAUAGUCAUUUUAAAGUUAAAGCUGAGACAUCGAGAGCAACAGCUUUCAAUGUCUGCUUUGGCAAAACGUGCAAUAUCCAAAUUGGAAACAAGAAAGUUUAAAGGAUCAUCAUCGGGGAAAUCCCUGAGGGUUCAAACCCCUGUGUCCGACAUCUACAGUAACUCGUCUGGCUGUGAAGGAUGUGCAAUCUGUCUGGAUGAGUACACAGAGGGACAGAUCCUACGAGUGUUGCCAUGUUCCCAUGAGUUUCAUCGUCUCUGUGUUGACCCGUGGUUAGUCACACACAGAACAUGUCCACUUUGUCUCUUCAAUAUUGUUGCUCAGCCAGAAAGUUCUGUGGACCAGGAGGAGCCAGUGAGGAAUGAACCUAGAACUCAGUCUAGUUCAAGGCCAAGUAGACAUGAAGGACAGUAUGAUAUCCCUCGAAACAGUUCGUAUGAGGUGCAUAACAGUAACACUUCAGCAUAUCAACAACUUUCACACACUGAAUACCUUCAUUAUGUUCAUCCCAGCAGAGACUCCCGUUCAGCAAGACGGCUGCUUCAUCAUGGCUGUCCAUCUUGUGAGGGAACUCUUGGAUCAUCACCGUCAUCAUGUAGUUCAUAUUUAAGAGAGUUUCAUCCAAACUUUUCAGGAGGCCAUGGAAAACGACCACCAGGGUCCAGUGAACUCUACCAGAAUGUGCCCUAUGCUCAGGCUGUAGCUCCAUGUUGUAACUCCUCGCACUCCCACACACAGUAUCAUUCCACUCACAGGUUAGGGUACAGUAGCGCCCCCUAUGUGACUACAAGUAUAUAUAACUCAGGGAUAUCUUACUCACAAUGUAUGUCUGUAUAUGGUCGAGGAGGAGGUGUGACAGAGCAGUGUAGACGUCACACAAAGACAAUGUCUUAUCACGUUGCACCUUUCUAUACUGGUCACACAUCAAGACGUUGCAAAUACCCACGGCCUUUUGUAUGUGAGAGUGAGCCGGAAUACAAUGGAAGUGGGCGGGACCUGAGUGUGACCGCUCAGUAUGGAAGCUGUAGUAGUAGUGGGUCAGACAGAAAUCCCAGUAGUAGUAGCCUCGAGUGUGAGCUUUGUCGGAACAUUCUGGACAGUAACCACAGCACGUACGGCAGCAGUGACAUGCGUGACAAUAGUGAUGCCAGCAGCUGUGAAUCCAAUAUUUUCUGGGGAGGAGCACCAGACCAAAUGUGUACCGAUGGCAGUUCUGACCAUAACUCCUUACCAGACAUUACAAUGCAUACAAACACUGCAGAAUUUUGUGACUGUAAAUUGUGUUCAGGGGAGUUAAAUCAUGGAAAUCAAGUUUAUUGUGAAAAAAACUCUUUUAAUGCAGAAAGUCAGUGUAUAUGUAAUAGUGAGUCUUCACUCAACCUUAGUGAGCUCAGUGGGUGUGAUAGUGUACAUUCGUCUAAGGAAAUUUUGUGUGAAAACUGUGCUAGCAGUCAGGAAACAGUGAAAAUGUGUGCAAGGGGAGAUAACUCCAGUAUGUUGGCCAGUGAGAAUGAUACCUCACGCUGUGUUGAUGUUUGUUCAGAUACUAGUCAUGUUAUAGUAAAGGACAAUUAUGGACGACCUUUACCUGAGAGACACAAAAACCCUGAUGUUAGAGAGGCGGAGUCUGAGGCUAGGGCCGGCAUCGUGAUGGUGCACAAACAAUCAUGUGAUAAAGACACAAGUUUUUGGCAAAAAGAUGAAUUAUAUAGCUCCGAAGGAGAUUCCUCACAGUCACCUUUACUAAUAGCUGGAAAACCAAAUAUUCCCUUUAAUGAUAGCCAGGAGCUUGAGGAGUCUAGAACUUCACAAAUCAACAGGUUUCCUCCAUUAGUCCCUCGACCAGUUACUAAACAGUUGGAUUUCAGCAUCAUUAGCAGGAGACUUACACGCCUUCUCUCUCCUAGAGACAUGUUUCCAGAGGCUCAUGGGUAUUGCCCCUGGCAACAGACAUGUGAUAGUUGUCAAAGCAACGAGGCUGCUUCUCACCCAUCCAUGGUGGUUUACUCAGAAGAAGGCGAGUACUUGACUGUUCCACUUGAUGACCAAGACCAUUACAACUCGGUAAAUGCUGUGUAAUUGACUUCACAAAUAUUUGUGACAGACAUGGCAUUCAUCUCCAUGUGUCCCUCCUAGCAACUCAUCUUCCAUGUACAGCACCUGUGACAGUUCUUUCAGUAUUCAGGGCUAACGUUUUCUUUAUUUCUGUGAAUAUGCAUUAUAUAAGUGAUUUUGUUUCAAAUCUUCAGUUAG